Molecule: messenger RNA, 2382 nt
Organism: Bathycoccus prasinos
Lineage: Eukaryota; Viridiplantae; Chlorophyta; Mamiellophyceae; Mamiellales; Bathycoccaceae
Exons: 1
Coding region: 1-2382 (793 amino acids)
Source: RefSeq, a predicted model, not a curated record
AUGGUCGCGGCGGCGCUGAAUAACAACAACAACAACAACACUUCCUCCGAGGAGCAGCAGGAAAACGCGGGGACUAUUUCUCGUAAUCAUCAUUCUCACGAAGAAAAAGCUUCAUCAUUAUCGUUGUUCGAAUUGGAGAAGGCCGACGGGAUGACGAUGACGGUGAAAAUGUCGAAGAAUCCAUCUCUCGAUGCUCGAAAGGAACAACAACAUGAACAACAAGAACAAAAACAAUUGCUAUUAAAAAACACCGCGGCGGGACCACACGUUCUCUCUUCAUCGGAGACUCCAACGAGUAUCGGCGACGAGACUUUAUUCUCGCAACAACAGAGGUUAAAGAGGAAAGCUGGGGAACUGCCCAUCAAGACGAAAUUCGUGAGCGCGUCGACGCUUCGAGCAGAAGGCGACGGAUCCGAGGCGAAGACGACAGCAACAACAACAACAACAACAAUAGUAACACCUACUAUUGUUGCCGCAGAAUUCGACGAGAAUGGUGUUCGCAAAUCGAAAAGGUCCGUCAAGCCAAAGAUUUUGUUCGACGAUACCGAAGACUACGAACGCAUCAACACGUACGAACGACCGGGAUCGUCGAAUAAGAAAAACAAGAGAGGAAAUAGCAAAGGAAACAGUAAUAAUAAUAACAAAGAAAACGGCAGCACUAAAAAACGAAAAAUGGAAUCAGCCGCGGCGGAUAAAUCGAACGCAGGCGCCGCCGCCGCCGUGGUCAAAAUAGACUUUGAAGAGUUGAGGGCGAAGAGAGCGUAUAUCGGCAAGAAAGUUGAAGUUUUUUGGAUCGGCGAACAAGUGUAUCAUCGAGGAACGAUCGUAAACUACGACCAAGUGGUGAAAAGACACUGCGUGAAGUACGACAUGGUGAAAAGAGAGAACGAAGGGGUGUUGGAUUAUAUCGACAUCGAGGCGGAUACGCUCGAAUGGUGCGACGCCGACGACGAAAAAGAUGAAAACAAAAAUAACACGACGAAAACAAAGAAAUCAAAGAGUAAAGUCACGUUACCGGCGCAAGGUAAAAUGUCUGAGAUUGUCGCGCAGAUGUCCGAGAGCUGGCCGAAAGUUGGUGCGCACGUUUGGGGACGCGUGAAAGGUCACGGAUGGUGGCCAGGCGUCUGUAAAGGCAAAGAAUCAUCCGCGACAAGAACGAUCGCGUUCUUCGACGAUUCCACGGCUAAAUGUUUGCGCGCUGAUCUCGUACCGUACAACACCUUUUUUGAUGUGUUGAAGAAAUCGAAGGCGUCUAAAUCAUACGAAAACGCGGUGAAACGAUCGAUGGAAUCUGCGGAAAAGAACUUCACGGAAAGGUUGAAGAAACGCGUGGCGAGAAAGCAAGAAGAGUUUGCGGAGAUUCGAAAGAAAUACGCCGCUUUGACAAAGAAGCGACAAGAACAGCAGACAACAACAACAACAACAAAACCAACAGCAGCAAAGAAUAAAUCAACGCACAACACCAAGAGCAAAAAAGGAAAAACGAAGCAUAACAUUAACGCGAACAACAAAGUUAUCAAGAACGACGCGGAUUUAUUGGCAAACGUUGAUAUGAAUGGAAACUCCUCCGCCGCGAGACUCGCUCGUUUGGGUAAGCAUUUCGACGCGCUGAAAGAUCGCGUCGCGCCAUUGGCGAUAGCCGCUUCGCAGCACUUGCGCGUGCAGCUGCAACUUCAAGAACACACCGGAGGCGAGAACAGAAUGGCUCAAAUGACUGAACGCGAACGGGUCAUUCUCUUGGAAGAGCUCGAAUCGUUGAAGUCUUUCUUGGUUACUACUGGAAGACAUUUGGAAGUAAUUAACGCAGAGAACCCGGAAGAUGUUGCCAUGUUUGGCUACGACGACGACUUUGACAACCAGAUCGCAAACGCGACGUUCAUGACUGUUGGUGGCGACGACGUCGUCGGUAAAACCGGAGAAGAGGAAAAUUUGGACGAUCCCGACGAGGUUGAAGACGGCGUCGACGACGACGACGACGUCAUCGUCGACGACGAUAUGAUUACCGAUUUGGGGUUAAGUGGCGAUGAUAUCGUAGAUAAGGAUGAUAAUGGCGACGACGAGAAGACGGUUAAGCCAGAAGAGGCAACGAACAUUGCAGACGCGCUUGACCCGACGCCUCUCGACGCGCUUCUCUUUCAAGAAGAAGAAGAAGAAGAAGAAGAAGCAAGAGGAGAGCAGCCGAAAACGCCUCACUACCCGACCCGAGAUGAGGAAGAAAAUGAAUUGAAGCACACGUCCAGCGACGACCGAACGGAGAGAAACGACAGCGACGACAACGACGCGUCUUUGCCGUUGAAUGAAAAUUCCAAAUCCAUCGGCGGCGACGCCAAAGACUGCCAAGAAGAAGAAGUUCGCAACACCGCUUCCAAAGUCGCAAUCUAA